UUGGACAAAAUAAACCCCUCUUUCUCUGCGGCAAAGGGUUUUGUAGCGUCCUGCAGAUCGAAGAACCCUAAUUUCGCUUUCGCAUUCUAAAGUAAAAAUGGGAGGCAAGUGUCCUCAUAGAAGCGUCAAGAAGCGACGCUACUCUCACAAAACAGCUCGCCGCACUAAAUUUCUCGUCAAAGGUGAUGAUGCGGUUUACGAGGAGCUUCAUUGUAUGGUGGGCGACAACAAAUCCUUGCCCGUCGACGAAGACCUUCCUGGAAUGGGCCAAUAUUACUGCCUGCACUGCGAUCGGUAUUUCGCGAAUGUAGCGGUUAGGGAUGAGCAUUUCAAGACCAAACGACACAAGAAACGUAUGAAGCUGAUGAUGGGACCUGCGCCACAUACACAACUUGAUGCUGACCUAGCUGCUGGAAUGGGCAUGCCAGAUAAUGGUCCAAAGCUUUUGUCAACUUGAGCUAUUCCCCUUCAUUGGUGCUUUACGUGUGUUAAUUAGACUAAUGGGUAGUCUUCACUGCUGGAAACAAAGUUUGAAUGUAUCAUUGUGGUCGAAGUUGGUUCAGGCUGGAUCCUGAAGCGUAUCCCUUCUCUCUUACAUCAAUUGAGCUGGUUGUAAAUCGAUUUGCUUACACUUUUUUUUUUCCCGAUUUUAUAUGCUGUUAUUUAGUGCAGUUAGUUCAUUUACCACCCUCAAAUAUUUUUAUGAACAUUGGUAAGUAAUGCUCAUUUAAUCUCGUCCUUGUGCUUA
Coffea eugenioides is the source of this 748-nucleotide messenger RNA. Its product is annotated as zinc finger protein 593. The transcript is spliced from 4 exons. Lineage: Eukaryota; Viridiplantae; Streptophyta; Magnoliopsida; Gentianales; Rubiaceae. Gene Ontology annotation, molecular function: zinc ion binding; nucleic acid binding. The record is from RefSeq and is a predicted model, not a curated record. The coding region runs from base 98 to 457 and encodes 119 amino acids.